This is a messenger RNA of Chinchilla lanigera (long-tailed chinchilla), 2058 nucleotides long. RefSeq names its product casein kinase 1, epsilon (gene Csnk1e). The record is from RefSeq and is a predicted model, not a curated record. Gene Ontology annotation, molecular function: ATP binding; protein serine/threonine kinase activity. The transcript is spliced from 12 exons. The coding region runs from base 682 to 1977 and encodes 431 amino acids. NCBI's taxonomy places the organism in Eukaryota, Metazoa, Chordata, Mammalia, Rodentia, Chinchillidae. Gene Ontology annotation, cellular component: nucleus; cytoplasm. Gene Ontology annotation, biological process: peptidyl-serine phosphorylation; endocytosis; signal transduction.
AAAGGCGCGGCCGGGGACGCGGAGGAGGGGGACUGUUAUUUUGCACGCUUGCCCGGAGAGGGCCCCCCCAGCCCGGCGCGCCCCUAGCUAGACUCCCCCUUGGGCCCCAGCCUGGGGGCGACCCCGGCUGGCAUUCGGAGCGGGCGAGGAAGGGGGCUGGGGCCGCGGAGCCGAGGGCACCGGUCCUGUGGCUUGGGGCUUCCCGGCCCAGCCCUGGGCUUGUGUGGGCUUCAGGACGAUCAGCAGCGCCCCCCUCCAAGCGUGGCCCUGGUGCCCCGCACCCAGGGUCACCAAGGCUGUCCCCGCCUGUUGGAUCGGAGCGUCCUGAGGUCCCGGGCUGCUGGAGUGUGUGGUCCCCCGGGCCACCAGCUUUGUUUUCCUUUGUGGAGAGAGGAAGGGUGGGGGUUAUUUAUCAGCUGGGAUUCUCCCUUUCCUCCCGUGUGAGAAACGCUUGUUCUGCGGGCCACCAUGGGACUGGUACCCCGACCUUUAGAGACGCCCCCAGCUCCUCCGCGUGCCAGACUCGGAGUGAGGCCAGCGCCCUCCCCAACUUUGGCCUCAGUUUUUUUUUUUUGUUUUUUUUUUUGUUGUUGUUUUUUACUCUAUUCUUCCCACGGCGUAGCCUCCCCCAGGGAGAAGGAUUUGGGGAGAGAGAAGGGGAAAGAGUGUCAAGAAUAAACCAUGGAGCUGCGUGUGGGGAAUAAGUACCGCCUGGGUCGCAAGAUCGGGAGCGGAUCCUUUGGGGACAUCUACUUGGGUGCCAACAUCGCCUCUGGUGAAGAAGUGGCCAUCAAAUUAGAGUGCGUGAAGACGAAGCACCCGCAGCUGCACAUCGAGAGCAAGUUCUACAAGAUGAUGCAGGGGGGAGUGGGGAUCCCAUCCAUCAAGUGGUGCGGGGCUGAGGGUGACUACAACGUGAUGGUCAUGGAAUUGCUGGGGCCCAGCCUGGAGGACCUCUUCAACUUCUGCUCCCGCAAGUUCAGCCUCAAGACGGUGCUGCUCCUGGCCGACCAGAUGAUCAGCCGAAUUGAGUACAUCCACUCCAAGAACUUCAUCCACCGGGAUGUCAAGCCUGACAACUUUCUCAUGGGCCUAGGGAAGAAAGGCAACCUGGUGUACAUCAUUGACUUUGGCCUGGCCAAGAAGUACCGGGACGCUCGCACCCACCAGCACAUCCCCUACCGGGAAAACAAGAACCUGACGGGCACCGCCCGCUAUGCCUCCAUCAACACCCACCUGGGCAUUGAGCAAAGCCGUCGCGACGACCUGGAAAGCCUGGGCUACGUGCUCAUGUACUUCAACCUGGGCUCCCUGCCCUGGCAGGGCCUCAAAGCAGCCACCAAGCGCCAGAAGUAUGAGCGGAUCAGUGAGAAGAAGAUGUCCACGCCCAUCGAGGUCCUCUGCAAAGGCUACCCCUCCGAGUUCUCGACAUACCUCAACUUCUGCCGCUCCCUGCGGUUCGACGACAAGCCCGACUACUCCUACCUGCGCCAGCUCUUCCGCAACCUCUUCCACCGGCAGGGCUUCUCCUACGACUACGUCUUCGACUGGAACAUGCUCAAAUUCAUGCGGCCCCCCUCAUGCCAGCCCCCCGCCCUUCCCUGUGGACGGCCCCGGGACCGACUAGGGUGCAGCCCGGAACCCCGAGGACGUGGACCGGGAGCGGCGGGAGCACGAGCGCGAGGAGAGGAUGGGGCAGCUGCGCGGAUCCGCCACGCGAGCCCUGCCCCCGGGCCCACCCACGGGGGCCACUGCCAACCGGCUCCGCAGUGCGGCCGAGCCUGUGGCUUCCACCCCAGCCUCCCGCAUCCAGCAAGCUGGCAAUACUUCUCCCAGAGCGAUCUCUCGGGUCGACCGGGAGAGGAAGGUGAGCAUGAGGCUGCACAGGGGCGCACCCGCCAACGUCUCGUCCUCGGACCUCACUGGGCGGCAAGAGGUUUCCCGAAUCUCAGCCUCACAGACAAGCGUGCCAUUUGACCACCUCGGGAAGUGAGGAGAGCCACCAUCGGACCAGUGUUUGCUUAGUGUCUUCACUGUAUUUUCUUUUAAAAAAAAAAA